UUUUACUAUUCUAAAAGGAUUAUUUUGCUGAAACUUCUUGUUAAUUCAUUCUCUAAAUGCCGCCAGUUAAAAAACAACUUCCCAGACAGUCAACUCGUUUGAUUUCUCUACAUCCCCAAACUGGAAUUGAUGAAGCUGCCAGAAGGAGACGGAUACAAAAACACUUAGAAACUUUGGAAAAGGUUUGGGUUUUUGGGAGAUUUUCUUUGGGGAUGGGGGGUGGGGUGUCUAAACUCGAGUUUUUCACCGGCUUCAAAUUCCAAAUUCAAAUUUCUGACAACUUUCAAGACGACCCACACGCAAAUAUUGUUUGGAACAAAUCUGCCCCAAAAUUUGAUGACGAACUAAUUUUCUCUCGUUCUGACGAAACCAAAAAACGGAAGAAGAAAAGUAAUGAUCCUCCAAGUAAAAUAAGUGCUCCAGAACAUGCUACUAAAAAAGGAAAGAAAUUGGUUGCGUCAUUGACGAAGACGAGGUUUAGGAAAACCUUUACUCAAUUGCUUAUCGAAUCUGAGAAAAAAUGGGAAGAGGACAAAGCUUCUACGUCCUUCACAACACCUUCAACUUCUCAACAAAUUCAAGGAUCAAUAUCUCCAUCAAUUCCGCCUUUUUUGACUUAUACACAGAUUACUGCCCCGCCUAGCUUGUUACCUCCACGCAAGUUUUGUGCUGUUUGUGGCCUAAAAUCGUGUUAUACUUGUGUCAAAUGUGGUGCUCAUUUUUGUUCAAUUCCUUGUAGGGAUACACACGUUGAUACGAGGUGUCUCAAAUGGACAGUCUGAAAAGCCUCUUUGUCUUCUCUGGAUGCAGUUGUUUUUGGUCACGUUUGAUUUUUGAUUAUCCAGUUCAACAUAUAUUUAAAAUUUUGUUUUUUAACAAAUUUCCCCUUUUUUUUGAUAUUUUAACAUUCCCCCAGAUGUUUAAAUUAGGGUAGCAACCUGACCCGCAAAGGUCAAGAGAAGGUCAAGUCCGUAUUGUUUAAAUUACCCAGAAGGUCAAAUCCAAAUAUUGGGAGAUAGGAAGUUUUUGUAGAUUAGGACAGACUUGGGGGGUAUUAAGGGGACUUCGGUGAAUUUGGGAGGAUUAAGAUGGUUUGCUGGGAUUAAGGGACAUUGAUUUUCUUGCGCACCUGUCGGAUAAGGCAAAAGGGUAUAGGCUCGGGAGAAGAAAACUCGUAAUUACCUUAUUCCAUUAUAAAAUUGAAUAUUUUAACAAGGGAAGGUUGCGAGGUGUCUUCGACCUCAUCGUGAAAUUCUGCCGAUUCCGAUGCAACCAAAAUAGCUUUGUUGACUUGUUCUGCUUGGUACGAGUAAUCGUUCCAUCUUCCGCACUGGCAUCAGAUACAUGUAAUAAACUUUAUGCCGAUCUUGCUGUAUUCAAUGAGACGUUAGACAUAAUAAC
This is a messenger RNA of Meloidogyne enterolobii, 1401 nucleotides long. NCBI's taxonomy places the organism in Eukaryota, Metazoa, Nematoda, Chromadorea, Rhabditida, Meloidogynidae. The record is from the annotation of a GenBank genome assembly.